ACCAAAUUAUUUUCCAAUAGAAAUUAACAUGCAUAAGUACUUAAAAAGCACCACCACUUUUCUUGAGAUUAUUUAUCUGGCAGAUGUUCCUUUUCCUGAAAAACAACUUUCUAUAGAAACAAAGCACAUCUAUUGAUGUUCUGCAUAAUUUAUUGAUUUCUCUGAGAGGCAGCUAAAUAGCUCCUGAAAUUCCACAGCAUGCUGUGAUGAUUGCUGACUAAGCGUAGACAAAAUGGCAGAGUAUGGCUGGGGUUUGAGCAGUGAGUUAAAGAACAAAGCUUCUGUAGAACUGAAUGAGAACCCCGAAUACACGGCAGAAGCCAUUGAUGUUGUUCGUGAACAGAUUGAUACAAGGCCUGAUAUUAGUUUUCUAAGAACAGAUGAUGCAUUUGUAUUACGAUUUCUUCGUGCUAGAAAAUUCGACACGUUCGAAGCCUUCAAAUUAUUUGGUCGCUAUUUUGAAUACAGACAAAACUAUCCAAACAUAUUCAAAGACUUCAACACUUCUGAACAAGGCGUUAAAGAAGCUCUCUUUGACGGUAUCCCAGCUGUACUAGAGAACUCUGACCAUUUUGGUCGUAGAAUUAUAGUGUUAUACUCUGCUAACUGGGACAAUACCCGCUAUGGUCUUGCCGCCAUAUAUCGGGCUAUAUUAUUAACUUUAGAAAAACUUAUUGAUGAAGAGGAAUCCCAGAUUAAUGGAUUUGUGAUUAUUGUGGACUGGAGUCAAUUUACAUUUAGACAAUCAACCUGGCUUAAUCCAAAUGUCCUCAGACAAAUGAUAGAGGGGUUACAGGAUUGUUUUCCAGCAAGAUUUGCAGCUGUUCAUUUUGUCAAUCAGCCAUGGUAUAUAGAGGCAAUGUUUAAAAUGUUGAAACCAUUCUUGAAGGAGAAAAACAAAAAUAAGAUUCAUUUUCAUGGAAUAAACCUUGGUACAUUACAUAAUGAGAUCCAUAAAGAGGCACUACCGGCAGAGCUUGGAGGCACUCAACCUCCGUACAAUAAUCAGUAUUGGGCAAAACAGCUGAUUGGGGACGAGAACUUCAGCUUUAGUGAUAAACAUAUCUACUGGCCAAACCAGACACAAAUAAGGGCACGAUCAAAAUCAUUUCCAUCAAGUUUUUACAACACGUCUUCCAAACCUACAGAAGAUGUGGAGACUGAAGUUUAUUCGGACGACGAGAAAGCUCACGGGACGUACCUUGAUGAAGAAUUCUUCCUCAUAGAUUGAAUGAGAUAAAAAAAACUUUUAGUUACAUAUAACCUUGUUACUAUAAAUAGCAAUACAUUACAGGUUAUUUCAGUUACAUGCUGAAAAGUGUCACGUAAACGUUUAUAAUGUAAUUUUGUUGUGGCUCGGGCUGAGAACAUGUAAUCACUGCCGAGUGCCGGCCAUGAUUGGAUAAAAUUGUUCCUGUUAUUCUUGAGACAUUGUACCUUAAGCAGGCAAAUUUUUACAUUCUGGCCAAACCCCACAGUGCAUUUAUCUCUAAAACAAAUGCUUUUCAGAGAUAUAAGUUCAACAGUGUAUGAUAUAAACUUAAAAUACCUAACAAAUUUCUAUAAAGCUAAGAUAGGUUGACAUCUGGCCUCACCAAAUGAAAAAGUGGUAGAGGAGAAAUACAGUACCAUGUAAUCAUCACUUUUAAUGAAUUUUUAUUUACAUGUUGGAAUACAUGAAAAUACGCUAAAACAUUUUACUGCUAUACACACAUGUUUUAUUUAUAUUUUAAACAGAAAAAAAAAGAGCAUUGUUUUUAGAAAUGAAUCAAAUUUGUGUUAUUUUGUUGUUAUAAAAAUGAUAUGUAUAUAUUUUAAUGCUUACCAAGUUAUUGCUAUUGUAGCUAAAUAGCGUAAUUAUUAUACUUGCAUCAGGUUGUAACAAUUGUUGUUACAUAUUUUUUCAUCAGCUAUUGUCCAAUAACCUGUUGAAUUUCUUUAUUUAAAUAGUCUUGUUCAGCUCCCAUUUUGGAAGUUUCCACUUUCAAAUUUUAGGGAUUAUCAGUAUAAAAUUUAAAGUUGACCAGUCUACAAAAUAAACUAUAGCCAGGUUAGGCUGCAGUGACUCGGGCAGACUAGUCUGAUAUAAUAGUGAAUCUGGUUCCAGCAGAUUAAGGGUUAAAAACAUCCAAACAUUCAAAACUCCAUGCAUGUAUAUUAAGGGCCAUAUCUUUAUGUUAGUAAACAAGAUCCAUAACUCUAGCAUAAAUUUGUACAGAAUUAUUUCCCUUUGUAAUUUCAAAAAAAAUUGUGGUUAAACAUUAAAAUUUUGUAACCAUUUCUCAUCAACCAAUGAAGGUAUUAACAUAUAGAAACUUCACAAAAGUUCUGUGGUCAUCAUCAUAGGUCAUUAAUAAGGGUCUAUGACUGAAGCAUAGAUUCCAAUCCUCUGGAUUUUUUUUUUUUUGCUGUCAAACAAUGAAAAAAGGUCCAAUGUGCACUCCCUGUAACAGAUCUUGUUAUGGUUUUGGCCUUUAUUGCCUAAACAUUUAUUCAAAUAUAACUGAACAGAAACCAUAUAUUCUGUAAUUUUAUUUUACACAGACAGAUAUUAGGAUAUGUAUUGAUGUAUUGUAACAUAAUUAAUUGUGCCAACAUUGUAUUGAAGCUGCUGUUAUGUUGUUUAGCAUGUGCCAUGUUUUUCCUGCUUUUUGUUUUUGUUUUAAUUUGUUUUUUUGGGGGUAUUCCUUGUUUUCUUAUCCUUUUCUCAAUAGUAUACAGUAUAGACUGGUGAAACAUAAUGGCAAUAUACCGGUAUAUGACAACGCAGCAUCAAGCAAUAUUAUCUCAUAUGGAACAGGUACAGAACAGAUGUACCAUUAUAUUCCCUGCAAUACUGACUUGAAGUUUUUUAUAUUACUGAUGCAUUUGUAUUUGAAACUGCAUACAAAAACUUUUCUUUGAAUUCAUGAGGCCAAUAGAACUUAGCCAUUGUAACACAUGUUUAUUUCUUUUAAAGGUAAAUAGUUAAUUUAAGUAUCAUUGUUUAUAUUUGCAUUCUUAUACAUGUAGUUUAACAUAAAUAACCAGGUUGGGUGGUUGAUUUGAUAAAUAUCGUUACAAAGGUCAAAAGGGUAGUUUGGUAUACCUUUCAUUUAGAAAAGGAAAUCAAAUUUAAAUAAGCAAUUAGUUAAAUGCUGAAAAAUAAGUCACCAUACUGUUGAGAGAUUUUGCCAAUGAUGGUGUCAGUCUACCUUAUGUCACAUUACCUGAUCAAAAUGCUGGCUUUAAUGUUUUAUUUGUUUGAUUAUUUGACAAAUACUAGGUUAAGCAUUCUUAACAUGAUUUCAUUAUAUGAAUAAAAACAGCUAUUUAUAAUUUGUUGAGCUUUUCAUGAUUUCUAAAAUAAAAAAAUAGUAGUUUUA
This is a messenger RNA of Ruditapes philippinarum (Manila clam), 3365 nucleotides long. RefSeq names its product clavesin-2-like. Bases 233 to 1231 code for a protein of 332 amino acids. NCBI's taxonomy places the organism in Eukaryota, Metazoa, Mollusca, Bivalvia, Venerida, Veneridae. The record is from RefSeq and is a predicted model, not a curated record. Gene Ontology annotation, cellular component: membrane. The transcript is spliced from 6 exons. Gene Ontology annotation, molecular function: phosphatidylinositol bisphosphate binding.